GGAGAGACCGCUUGAACAGACGUAAAUAUUCUGAAUAUAGUCUUUCAGCAAAUCAGAGUUGCGAUCGCUCCAUGAUGUUUAUCCUUCUUGCAAUUGUUUUUGCCCUCGCUGUGACGAAAUGUGCAAGUACUUGUAUAUUGCCGGAGAUAACAUGUGAAACAGCAUGGGAACAAAUGCCGGACAAGUUAUACCAGGUAUUUGGCGACAAUGAUCCGUUUAACGAAGUAACAUCAUGUCGAACUCUAACGAAUAUACGAUCUAUAGGCAACACACAGCAGAUGAAAAUAAAUUUUACGAGUUACUCGGAAACGUUUGGUCACGCCUCUUUCAAUGGCGUUUUUCAAAAACAAAAUACAGGCAUCUACAGAAUAAUCAUAUCAGAAGAAGCUCGUGAAGACGUAAAACAACAUGACAAAUUCAUUAUUGAAGGGAAGAAAACAGGGAACCGCGUUGAUUUUAAUAAAGAAUUCAAUUCAUUCUUGGAUAUGGACCAUGUCUUUUAUUCGUGUGAUGGAAAUGUGAUCAUCCAUGUUUGGUGCAAUGAAAAUGGAAGAGCGGUUGAAGUGUUCAAAGGGAGUACAAAGUCGACUGCUGAAGAUGCUCUCUAUGUUCACAAUACUUUUGCCAAGUGGAAGCAUGGAUGGGAAAAUGUAGAGCUUUACCCUUCUACAUGCAAAUAAAUUUGA
Molecule: messenger RNA, 686 nt
Organism: Styela clava
Lineage: Eukaryota; Metazoa; Chordata; Ascidiacea; Stolidobranchia; Styelidae
Source: RefSeq, a predicted model, not a curated record